UUGAAGAGGGAGAAGAUUAGGGUCAAAAAUGGAGGGAAAGAGGAGGAGGUUACAAUCGGAGUCACAAGCACAGAGCGUGAUUCUUCUCACGAAAAUCAAAGAAUUCACUCGAGCUUUGCUCACAGACCUCACCAACGGACGCUCGCCACUCAUUCUCAUCGAUCGCUUCAGAAGCUACUGCGCCGUUCCCAACGCCAACUGCUUUUGUGCCUCCGAUUUGCCGUGCGGAAAGGAAGCUCUCACACUCCGCACGAAAUCCCGCGCGCACAGACUAGUUGUCAUGUUGAGGGUGAUGCUGAUUGUUCAGAAACUUUUGCAAGAGAACAAGCAUAGCUCCAAGAGGGACAUUUAUUACACGUAUCCUUCUUUAUUUUUGGAUCAGUCAGUGGUGGACCAAGCAAUUAAUGAUAUAUGUAUUCUUAUGCAGUGCAGUCGCCAUAACCUUAAUGUGGUUUCCGCAGGGAACGGGUUAAUUAUGGGCUGGAUAAGAUUCUCUGAAGGAGAGAGGAAAUUUGAUUGCAUAAGUUCUCCCAACAGUGUCCACCCCGUUCCCGUUCGUGUUGAGGAUGUUCAAGAUAUCAUUAGUGUUGCACAAUACAUAUUAGUUGUGGAGAAAGAAUCAGUUUUCCAGAGACUGGCAAACGAUCAAUUCUGCAAUACAAAUCACUGUAUUGUCAUCACUGGAAGAGGCUACCCAGAUAUUCCUACAAGAAGGUUUUUGCGGCUUCUGGUAGAGAAUUUGCGCCUGCCUGUUUAUUGCUUGGUAGAUUGUGAUCCCUAUGGCUUUGACAUUCUAACCACUUACAGAUUUGGUUCAAUGCAAAUGGCUUAUGACACGAAACAUCUUCGUGUCCCAGAGAUAAACUGGCUUGGAGCUUUUCCUUCAGAUUCCGAGAGAUAUUUUGUUCCAAAGCAGUGUCUCCUUCCUUUGACUGCAGAAGACAAAAGAAAAGUUGAAGCCAUGUUACUUCGAUGCUACCUUCAAAGGGAGGUACCACAAUGGAGGUUAGAGCUAAAGUUGAUGCUGCAAAAGGGAGUAAAGUUUGAGAUUGAAGCCUUAUCUGCGCACGCACUUUCAUUCUUGUCAGAUUCUUACAUCCCAUCUAAAAUUGAACGUAAAUUGAUUAUGUAGCAUGUUGGUCUUUUAUGUGUCAAGUUCUACACUAGCAACUGGAUGAGGGCAUGAUCGGUACAUGCAUUUAUUACAAUUUCUGGAAGAUUAAGGCUCCCUAAACGAUUUAUUGCAGAAAGAUUUAGCAUUGGUUCGAAAUUUUCUUUCGAGAAAGAUUCUAGAACUGUGAACACAGAAUGUUUGUAGAAAAUUUAUAUUUUAAUUUUCAAAAUGCUUUCUGGAAAUACUUGGUUUUGAAGGUUCGGCCUUAUAAGAAUUUUUGAAAGCCUUACAGUAAAGCUACAGAGGAGAACCGACACUAAAGCCGACAUAUACUGAACCGACAAUACUUACUAAAAAAGCCUGCAAAUUGCGUUGCAUAUAUGAUAGAGAAAAAACAAAAGUUAAGGUGUGCUUGUUUUUCAUCUUAUGUACCAUUG
Messenger RNA from Vigna unguiculata (cowpea), 1551 nucleotides. It is a transcript of the gene ATSPO11-1, whose product is annotated as Spo11/DNA topoisomerase VI, subunit A protein. Lineage: Eukaryota; Viridiplantae; Streptophyta; Magnoliopsida; Fabales; Fabaceae. Gene Ontology annotation, cellular component: nuclear chromosome. The record is from RefSeq and is a predicted model, not a curated record. Gene Ontology annotation, biological process: reciprocal meiotic recombination; meiotic DNA double-strand break processing; meiotic DNA double-strand break formation. Gene Ontology annotation, molecular function: ATP binding; DNA binding; DNA topoisomerase type II (double strand cut, ATP-hydrolyzing) activity.